AUGGGCUUCUGUGUGCUUUUCGUUCAACUCUGCAUUGCUUUUGCGUCGACAAAAAACUGCUUUUCUGCAGGAAUCCCCCGAUUUUCGUACAUCGGGGACUCAACACCUGGGAUUGUGGGCUCACAGAAAGAAACAUUGGCCUCUAUCACAACCAAUUAUUGGACUUUGGAGAAUGUAACUCGACUCGCAGAAGCCACAGAUGAAGCAAACAUUGCUUAUUUCAUCCAAGUUUCUUCAUCAACGCUACCACUAACGGAGCGAUUGCUUUCUAGGGUGCACCACCCCGAAAACUUUUACGCGCUGCACUUUGAUAAAAAGAUACCAGCAUACAGAGUCGUGAAAGUCGUUUCAUCCAUAAAGGCCAACCCUGCGUAUGGAAAUGUACAUGUCAUGGAGCGAGACUCGGUGACAUAUCGCGGAAUCACAAUGGUUUUGAAUAAUUUGGCAGCGAUAACGGACCUACUCAAACUCGGACAUUGGGACUACUUUAUCAACCUUUCUGGCUCGGACUAUCCCCUCGUUUCUCCUGUCGUGCAGAGGAAGAUCCUUGCGAUGCCACAUGUGCGUGAACGAGCAAGCAAUUUCUUUAUUGUUUCGCCACAAGACCAAUGGGAGGAUAGUAAGAGAUAUCGCUUUGAGAAGAUCGCUGUGGAUACUGCUCUUGGUAUGUCAACCAGCGAAGAGGACUCGAAUCUCGUGGUUUUGAAAGAGAAUACUCCGUUGUUCUCGAGAUUGAAAUAUGAAUAUGUGAAGGGUGAAGGGUGGCUCAUCCUGACACGUGAAGCAUGUAGAUACAUGAUUGAAAGCCAUUAUGCUCGAAAAAUGCUGUUGUCUAUGGCUUUUUCGCAAGAUGCAUCCGAACAUUACUACGUCUCUUUGUUUCGGAAUCACCCGGAAUACAACCGCACUAUUGUUCCGCAUUCUUUGCGAACAGUUUACUGGAAGUUGAAUGGUGUUGCAUCUGGUCAGCAUCCAUACGUGAUUGAUAAACUUGUAGAGGAGGAUGGAUCGUACGCUCUUUGGAAAUGGCUCCUUCGAUCUCCUCAUUGGUUUGCAAGAAAAUUUUCUAUUCCGAAUAGCAAGAUCAUGGAUAAUAUUGAUAACCAUAUGAAUGGGCUAGGGCCUAAGGUUAACAAAACAUCUGUUCGUGAAUGCCUCGAUCGCGUUGAACACCACUUGCAUUGGCUUUAUUCCGUUUUACCACAACAACAGCAAGAUAUCAUCGCGGACAAGUCAGAUGACGCCUGGCCUUCUUAA
This is a messenger RNA of Chondrus crispus (carragheen), 1257 nucleotides long. RefSeq names its product Xylosyltransferase, family GT14. The coding region runs from base 1 to 1257 and encodes 418 amino acids. The record is from RefSeq and is a predicted model, not a curated record. The transcript has a single exon. Lineage: Eukaryota; Rhodophyta; Florideophyceae; Gigartinales; Gigartinaceae. Gene Ontology annotation, molecular function: glucuronosyltransferase activity. Gene Ontology annotation, cellular component: membrane.